This is a messenger RNA of Penicillium manginii, 1371 nucleotides long. It is a transcript of the gene zpr1, whose product is annotated as zinc finger-containing protein ZPR1. Bases 1 to 1371 code for a protein of 456 amino acids. Gene Ontology annotation, cellular component: cytoplasm; nucleus. The transcript is spliced from 4 exons. NCBI's taxonomy places the organism in Eukaryota, Fungi, Ascomycota, Eurotiomycetes, Eurotiales, Aspergillaceae. The record is from RefSeq and is a predicted model, not a curated record. Gene Ontology annotation, molecular function: zinc ion binding.
AUGUCCGCCGAGGAGCAGCAAGCGGCCAAGUCCGAAUUCGACAAUGUCGUGUCGCAGUCGCAGUUCAAGAACAUUGGAGAGAUCGUUGAGAAGGGAGAAGGUGACGAUGAGGAGCUGGGUCCCAUGUCGGUCGAGUCUCUCUGCAUGAACUGCCACGAUAAUGGAGUCACCCGUCUACUUCUCAUUCGCAUUCCCUACUUCCGCGAUGUCAUCCUUGAGUCUUUCGAGUGCGAACACUGCCACUUCACCAACAAUUCUAUCAAGGCAGCUGGUCAAAUCCAAACCCAAGGCGCAAAGUAUACGCUCGAAGUCGAAAGCCUAGACGAUAUGCAAAGACAAUUGCCCCCCCGUGAGGGUACCUUGACCAACGUUGAGGGCGCAAUCCAGCGUGUCCACGAGGGUCUUUCCAACGACCAGCCCGCUCGCAAGGAGCAAGCCCCCGAGCUCUAUGAAGCCCUCCAGCCCCUGGUCGACCGCCUCAAGAGCUUCUUGGAUGGCACCGGUUUCCCCUUCACCAUCUCCCUCGACGACCCCACUGGAAACUCUUGGAUCGCCCCUAACACCCUGGACCGUGGCAACAAGUACCGCACCAAGCUCUACUACCGCACCCACGAGCAGAACGAGGAGCUCGGAAUCUCCGCUGACCCCGAGGCUACGCAAACGGAGGAGGACCCCGAUUCGGAGAUCGUGGAUGGCAAGGAAUACUGUUUGCCUGCUGAGUGCCCUGGCUGCACCAAGCAAUGCGAGCUGCUCAUCAAGAAGGUCAACAUUCCUUACUUCAAGGAAGUCUACUUGUGGAGCAACGUCUGCGAGCACUGCGGACUGCGCUCAUCUGAUGUCAAGACCGGUGGAGAAGUCCCCGAGCUCGGCAAGCGCAUCACCUUGAUCGUCAAGGAGCAGGUUGAUCUUUCCCGCGAUAUCCUCAAGUCUGACACUUGUGCCGUGCACAGUGACGAGCUUGAGAUCUCGAUCCAGGCCGGUACCCUUGGUGGCCGUUUCACUACCCUUGAGGGCUUGCUCACCGAGGUGCGCGACAGUCUGAAGGGUCACCUGUUCGAUAUUGGUGGUGGCGGUGGUGACAGUCUCGAGUCUAACGAGAAGGCAAAGUGGGAUCGCUUCUUCGAGCGUCUUGAAUGCGCUAUCAACGGUGACUUCGAGAAGUUUGGCGGCCAGUUCAGUAUUACUCUCAGCGAUCCGCUGGCCAACAGCUACGUCCAGGAUCUGUGUGCGCCUGCUGCGGAUCCCCAGAUCACCACCGAGGAGUACAAGCGCACUGACGAGGAGGAGGAUGAUCUUGGUCUCAAGGACAUGAAGACUGAGGGCUAUGAGGACGAUGCCCAGGAGGAGCAGAAGGAGGAGCAGAAGUCAUGA